CUUAUGACCUCCUCCUCCUCCCGUGUGGGGGAUGUGAAUUGGCUGCCCCCCUCCCCUCCCCAACGCAUGUCCGUCCUCGUCCCCGUAACAUAACAUAAAGACAAUAAAACUCCAACCCGGAACUCUGCUUGCUAGCACUCCCCUCGAACCGAUACCGUAUCCCUCGGCGACCCAGAAAGAAAAAGAAGAAGAAGAAAAAUGCAUCUCCUAAAGCUCUAUUCCUUUCUAUUCGUCCUACUGCUGUCCUUCUCAACGGGUGCCGAUGCAUCCACACCCCUCGAGAAGCGCGCCACACAGGUGUCGCUGAUAUCCUACACGUUUAGCAACAAUGUGCUCGCGGGAUCCAUCAAGAUCCAAAACAUCGCCUACUCCAAAGCCGUGACGGUCGUGUACGCCGUGGGCAGCUCGUGGACCACGGCGCAGGCGUUCGCGGCGGCGUACGCCUCGGGCCCUGCCUCGGAUGGCUAUGAGACCUGGACGUUCUCUGGUACCGCUACCGGCGCUACACAGUUCUAUAUCAAAUACGUCGUGAGCGGGGUUACAUACUACGAUCCUGGCAAUAGCGUCAACUACCAGAUCACCACCACCACCACCCCCGUGACGACGGCCCCGCAGUGCACCGUUACGACGACGGUUACCAUCCAGAGCUAGGUAGUGUCCUUGUGGCUCAGAAAACCGGAACUUGGACACGAUCGGCGUGUGUGGCGAACAGUUUGUUGUAUGUAGCGGGGCGGCAGGGGACUAUGGUUGAAAUUUAUACUCGCGCGCGAAUGAAUGAAGAAUUAUUUCACGUUUCGCGA
Tricharina praecox is the source of this 800-nucleotide messenger RNA. RefSeq lists its product as uncharacterized. Gene Ontology annotation, molecular function: protein binding. NCBI's taxonomy places the organism in Eukaryota, Fungi, Ascomycota, Pezizomycetes, Pezizales, Pyronemataceae. The record is from RefSeq and is a predicted model, not a curated record. The transcript has 3 exons. Bases 199 to 651 code for a protein of 150 amino acids.